This is a messenger RNA of Babjeviella inositovora NRRL Y-12698, 687 nucleotides long. RefSeq lists its product as uncharacterized. The annotation marks the transcript as partial. Gene Ontology annotation, biological process: mRNA export from nucleus. Gene Ontology annotation, cellular component: nucleus. The transcript has 2 exons. Gene Ontology annotation, molecular function: mRNA binding. The record is from RefSeq and is a predicted model, not a curated record. Lineage: Eukaryota; Fungi; Ascomycota; Pichiomycetes; Serinales.
GUCCCAAUACAUAUUAUACACUGCACAAUGUCUGACUUGUUAGAAAAAUCCUUGGACGACAUUAUUGGCGACCAGCCAACCAAGCCAAGAGCCUCCAGAAACGACAGAGUUAGUAAGAUCCGGGGCCCUCGCCGUGGCAGCAACAGAGACUCUUUUGCGUCGCGCGCUCAUGCCAUUUCCCACUCUCCCUCUAUGCAAAUUCCCGAUGAGAUUGAGGCCAAGUCGCACGGUCAGCCUUUGUUGAGAAUCCGCAACCUUCACUUCCAACUCACCAGUGAGGACUUGGCGCAGUUGUUUGACCAGGUGAACACCCUCGAGUUCUGUGAGGUUCAAUACGACUUGAUGGACGAGUCUAGAUCCACCGGUGUUGCCUAUGUGCAGUUUUCGUCGAACCAGGCCAGAAACAAUGCCAUUGCCAUCGAAAAGUUCAACGGUAAGAAGGCUGUGGGCAGAAUUUUGAUUGUGGAGAACGCCAGAGGCUUGGCUGAUAGAUUGAGCUUGCCCUCUAGAGGCAAUAGAAGAGGAAGACCAGAGAGAUCUGGCGCGGGCGCUGGUUCGUCUUACCGUCCGGAGGACGAGGAAAAAAGAGCCCCAAAAGAGAGAAAGGCGAGAGAGCCAAGGGCCAAGCGCGUCAAGAAGACCGUCGAGGAGUUGGACGCCGAAUUAAGCGAGUACUUGAACCAGAGC